Molecule: messenger RNA, 1304 nt
Organism: Aricia agestis (brown argus)
Lineage: Eukaryota; Metazoa; Arthropoda; Insecta; Lepidoptera; Lycaenidae
Product: epoxide hydrolase 4-like
Exons: 6
Coding region: 190-1248 (352 amino acids)
Molecular function (GO): hydrolase activity
Source: RefSeq, a predicted model, not a curated record
UCGCGCCGCAUGCGUUUUGUUUGAAAAUCCAAAGUUUAGGAAAGCGAUUAGAGUAUUUUUAAACGAUAUUUAAUCGUCGAGCGGCGUGAACUCGCCGCACUGAUAGUGCUUAACGAUAAGAAUGCGUCGAAUACAAUAACAAGACUGGAAUUAUUUCAAUAAAUUAUAGAUUUAAAUUUUUAUAGUGGAAUGAGUGUGAAAAGUGAAAAUGUGCUGCAGCGGGUUACGGGGUGGGAAGCAGUGGAGUUAGUGUUUCAGUGUGUAUUCAUAGGUCUCCUACAGUUCAUAAAACUAGGUAUUAGAAGGUUGUGGAAGGGAGCGUGUCGGCGGAAAGAGCCCUCAACUCCUUCAGUGGAGUUGACAGUGGAUUCUUCUAUUGGCAUACACUGCCACAUAAAAGUUUUGGGGGUGAAAUAUCACUAUGUAGAAACUGGGCCAAAGGAUGGCAAUAUAGCCUUGAUACUCGGAGAUGCUCCGGAUUCUGGUAAUCUCUGGGUCCCGAGCUGGUCCUCAGUCAUCCGUCGGUUAGCAGAGAACCACUACCAUGUUAUUACCCUGGAUUUGAGAGGAACUGGGGGGAGUGAGGGUGGGAACAGAAGAGAUUUGUCUCCUCCCCGAGCUGUGGCAGAAAUCACAGCUUUGUUGAAAGCACUAGGUGUGACGGAGAACAAACAAGCCAUUGUCAUUGGCUUUGGGAUAGGAGGUGUGCUUACUUGGUACCUGAGUCACAGCAAGGGCUCGCUGAUCCGCAAGAUGGCGGUGGUGGGGGCGCCGCACCCGAAUCUCUACUGGCAGUACCCGCCUGCCAGCUUCUGCACCAACCUGCAUUUCAUACAGUGGCCCCAUUUCCCAGAGAAAUGGUUGGCUGACGGUGUGAUGCAGGAGGGCACGCAGUGGACCGGCUCCCGGGCCAGGGACUGGAGCGGGGCACUUAAUUAUGUCAGAGGAGCGGCCUGGUGGCGCAUUCACCCAGGCCACAAAGUCCGUCCUCGCGCACUUCUAAUUGGCGCCCGAACGGGGGCGGCACAGUUGGUAGCCAGUGCGCAGAUGUGCGCCAGCCCAGCGUUGCGACUAGUGGCUGACCCUAGUCCACGAGAUCCGGAGCUCCCGGGAUUAAUACUGGAUUUCUUUGUUGGCAAGCCGAAACAAGCCGAAGAGGUGCCGCGCGGCAUAAUGGGUCGUGUGCUUGGCGUCAUGGCGGACAAGAGCAGAGGACUCACCCGUCUCGCUCUAACACCCAGCGACUGAACGAUCAAUUAUAUUGUUAAAUUAUAAUAAUUAUGUAAUAUAUUUAUUUUUAUUGA